AAAACCAAGCAGCACAUCCAACCAAGUCAUCCAUCAGCUCUGCUCACGACUCACAAGCAAGAGCUCAGCUCAAUUGGAGCUCGGUCUCUCGAUUCCCAGGAGGAACGGAACCAAAUUAAGCUCCGUUGGUUGCCUGCCAGUAGCGAGUAGUCCGGACACGGGAUGGGCAACCUCGUCUCGCAGUGCGUCGCGAACGGUGCCGGCGCGCGGCCUCUAGUCGUCGAGCCGGACGGCAGCCGGACGUUGGUGGACAAGAACACCGGGGUCGCAGAGCUGAUGAUCGACGCGCCGGGGCACGUGGUGGCUCGCGCCACGGACGUGGCGAGAGAGCGGCGGGUGCGGGCGAUGGCGGCCGACGAGCUCCUGCGAGCUGGCGUGGUGUACCUCCUCGUGCCGGCCGGCCGGGCCGGUGCGCGGCUGGGAGACCGUGAAGUCGAGGCCAUCGCGCGGUUGGUCUGCGGGAAGAAGAAUUCGACCAAGAGCAGUCCUGGAGGCGGCAAGAGGGUCUUUCCCGACGUCAACGGCGAGGGCAACCACGAUCAUGGAUUUGGGCCCAGGCAAUGGCAACCCGCCCUACAGACUAUCUAUGAGGCCUAGGUUUUCCUUAAGAAGGGAAAUAUAGUUUUUUUUCUUAGAGAGAGAAUAGGAACCCCAUUCAUUCAUUCAUACAUGCAUAUUCUUUUUUCUUGUUCUUCCUUCCGGUGACGAUGGAAGGGCAAGUUGUGCAUACACCCUGUAAAGGCAUAACCCUCUUUGGUGCAGUCAUUUAUAAGAAAUCAGAAGAGUAAAAUGUA
This is a messenger RNA of Zea mays, 794 nucleotides long. RefSeq names its product DUF4228 domain protein. The record is from RefSeq and is marked predicted. Bases 163 to 597 code for a protein of 144 amino acids. NCBI's taxonomy places the organism in Eukaryota, Viridiplantae, Streptophyta, Magnoliopsida, Poales, Poaceae. The transcript has a single exon.